UCCAUAGAUGCUGCCGCACCUGCUGAGUUUCUCCAGCACUUUUGUCUACCUGUAGUCAGGAUGGAACCCAGGUCUUUGGCGCUGUGAGGCAGCAACUCUACCGCUGCGCCAUCGUGGCUCCCUUGCUAGUGGACUCCCACAAAACAUUCCUGGAUGCCUUCUUUAAAAAUCAUUGAAACAUAGCAAAUAGUGAAAGGCCUGGAUAGAGUGAAUGUGGAGAGGAUGUUUCCACUACUGGGAGAGUCCAGGACCAGAGGGCACAGCCUCAGAAUAAAAGGACGUAUCUUUAGAGAGGAAAUUCUUUAGUCAGGGGGAUCAUAUAUUCUAGGAUCAGAAUUAGGCCAUUUGGCCCAUCAGAUUUACUCCGCCAUUCAAUCUUGGCUAAUCUGUCUCUCCCUCUCAAACCCAUUCUCCUGCCUUCUCCCCAUAAACCCUGACACCCGUACUAAUCAAGAAUCUGUCAAUCUCUGCCAUAAAAAUAUCCAAUGACUUGGCCUCCACAGCUGCCUGUAGCAAUAUCAGCCAUGAUUGAAUGGUGGAGUAGAUUUGAUGGGCCGAAUGGCCUAACCCUGCUCCUGGAACGUAUGAAGUAAUGAACCUUCGGACUAAAGAAAUCCCUCCUCAUCUCCUUUCAUUCUUUUAUUCUGGUGCUGUGUGCUCUGGUGUUUAGGGUUGUCAAAUUUCUCACUCCCAAAUAAGGGAGAAAAGGUCAAAAUACGGGACAAAUUCCCAACGGCAAUUCGUUGACAGACUCGGCCGUGGCUGGGUGGAAUGAUGAGUUGGACCAGGUGCUGAACUGCGCACAAAGCCCAGCCAGCAGGCCAGCUGAGGAGUAUCGGCCCGGGCACCCCGUCCAGCUCAUCCACCGAUGAUCGGCCAUGAGAAGGAGUCAGUGGUGUCGGCGGUAAGCGAAGGUUCGAAGGACGGACAGCCGGCUGGGCUGCCGACCGACGGGGCUACGGGCGAGGCGCUGCUGCUGCUGCACUCCAUGGGCUGCACUACGUCGGGAUGGGUGAGGUGGGACCGGACGCGACGCUCCGACACAACAAUCCCCUCGACCCGAGUGGUAGCGGUCAAAUACGGGACAAGGGCGGUCCCGUACGGUCAAACCAAUUUAGCCCAAUAUACGGGAUGUUCCAUCUAAUACGAGACAGUUGACAAUCCUACUGACCAGACAAAAGUGCUGGAGAAACUCAGCGGGUGCAGCAGCAUCUAUGGAGCGAAGGAAAUAGGCAAAGUUUCGGGCCAAAACCCUUCUUCAGACUGAUGUAGGGUGGGGAGAAGAAAGGAAAAAGCUGUCUACCUUCGAUUUUCCAGCAUCUGCAGUUCCUUCUUAGACAAUCCUCCUGAUUCUAGACUCUCCCACUAGUAGAAACAUCCUCUCCACACCCACUCUAUCCAAGCUUUUCACUAUUCGGUAAUUUUCAAUGAGGUGUCCCCUCAUCCUUCUAAACUCCAGCGAGUACGGGCCCAGAGCCGACAAUAUCCUCUCAAUAUUGCAGGGACCUGCCUUGACCUGCGUUUCUGCCUGGCCGUCUGCAAAGGGGAGAACUUCCUGAGGGUGUGGAACCUCGCCUCCAGGAUAAAUGACCAGUCCCUGGCCAUCAGCACCAGUAACAUGAAGAGUGCUGACGGGAUCGUGGACAUCAACCCCAUGAAGAACAACUCCAGCUAUGUUGUGUGUAGGAGCUUAAACUCGGAAGUGAUAUCCAUCUGGAACGUAAGAAAAGCCAAGUACAAGGGGCAGGCAGUCCAGCUGGAGAGAGGUCUUGUCGACGGCACUAACAUUGCACUGGUGAGAGACACCAAGCUCUACAUCCUGUCUGACAAGGGCAUGGCCAUUCACUCUGAAACUCCCAGACCCAUCUUCCAGACUCUAUUGAUCUACGAUCUAGUGAAGAAAAAAUACACAACAAAGUUGACUGACCUUCAUAUUAUCCCUUGCCUUAAACACGAAUACAGAAUCCUGGCAUCAGAACAGCUCUUGGGAUUAUCUGAAUACAGAGAUCACCUUGUUCUCUGGAACCUGAAGACUGGAUUUAUACAGGAACGGGUCCGGCCCAACUACAAAGACCAGUUUUGCCCGUUAAAUGGCCUCCCUUCCCACUCAAACUAUGACUUCUACAAUGAGCAUCUGACCACGAGAAAGAGAGGAGGGGACUCGGGUGGUUUGUCAGAGUUCAUGACUCCGUGGGAGAAACGCACAGAGACCAAGACUGCGCAGAGGAGAAGGCUGGAUAAGGAGAUGGAACGGGAAAUCACUACCCUAAAGCAGUUCUGUAAAGAAAAAUCCAACCCCAUCGAUCAGUACCUGCUGAGUGGGAAUGACAAGGUGGUCGUCUGCUCUUACUUUGCACAUCAUCUGGCUGUCUUUAACUUGGAGACGGAGACCCACACACACACCCUGGAGGACAGGGCCUCCAUGUUGUUCUUGCACUGUGCAGCUCUGACUGACGGUGGCGGCCAUCUUGUGCUGCCAAACUAUAAUGACGAGGACAAGGUCAGCUACGUCACCCUGUGGGACCUGUGCACUGGCAAGGUCCGAAAACGCCUAAAGAAUGAACCGAAUGUGUGUUGCACUGCCAUAACUAACUCAGCGGACCGCAUCGUCCUGGGCAUUGCAGAGACAAACAGACUGAAGGUGUGGGACCCAUUCAGAAAAGGGCACAAGACCAUCCCUGGUUACAAAAACCUUAACUUUGGAACAAACAAUUCUGUACAUUUGACAGAUGGUGGAUCAAAGGCUAUAGUUCUAGCAGGCGAUGUGAGUGUGUGGGAUUUAGAUGGCGGGAACGUUCUGUCAGUUUUUACCCCUGAUAGCACCAUUGCAACCAUGACUCUAGCAGCUCAGAGCAACCUCAUCCUACUGACAAUGAGCAACCACCAUGUCCUCAUCACCUUAGCACUGACGCCAAAGAAUAAACUGCGACUAGCUUCAGGAGGAGAUAUGUUUGGAGAAGCGUCUAGUAGCAGCAGCAGCGAAGAUGAAUCAAAGCCACUGGAUCAACCACAUCCAAGUGGAAACUGAAAUCUAGUUGGAACAAACAUGAUCCAUCAAAAUAAGAGACGCUGUGUUCAUCUUUAUUGUCACGUGUACCAAGGUUUUUUUUUGCGUGCUAACCAGUCAGCGGAAAGACUAUACGGGACUACAGAAGUCUAAAGAAGGAAGGGUCUCGACCCGAAACGUCACCCAUCUCAGUUCAGUUCAGUUUUAUUUGUCAUAUGUAGGUGAACACAAGGUCAACAGUACAAUGAAAUGUUUUUGACAAGACAACGGGUCACCUCAGCAAUGAUAUUACAGGGAUAAAAUUAAGGUUAAAAAACAGAUAAAAGUGACAUUGGUAGAUAAAAGACA
Messenger RNA from Leucoraja erinaceus (little skate), 3355 nucleotides. RefSeq lists its product as uncharacterized. The transcript has 9 exons. The coding region runs from base 1619 to 3028 and encodes 469 amino acids. Gene Ontology annotation, molecular function: protein binding. The record is from RefSeq and is a predicted model, not a curated record. NCBI's taxonomy places the organism in Eukaryota, Metazoa, Chordata, Chondrichthyes, Rajiformes, Rajidae.